GAGUGUGGUUCCGGUGGGGUCGAUCACCAACGGUGUGUUCGUGCCUUUACGUUACUAUCGAACUAUACUCGCGAGUGUAACGAACGUUUGAGAAGACGUUUCGCGCCAAAAACGUAUUCCAAAGUUUAAAAUUUGUUUUGCAAAUGUCUAUGCGAUUUUUAAUAAAAUUAUGUAAAUAAUGUUUAUAAGUUAUUAGUAUUUUUGUUAACAGCCUAUUGAUAAAAAGUAUGUGUUUUAAUAUUUUAUUGUAUCAAUAAAAUGUGAUAUUCGGUUUUAUGAUUAAAAACAAACAUUGCUUGUUGUGUUCAGUGAACUACAUUUAAAAACAAUUAAAAAUGGAGUUAAAAUGGGACUGUCUUCUACACGUUUUAGUGAUUUUAUUUUCAACGAAAAAAAUCCAUGCCGUUCAGAGGUUUGUCGAGAUGCCAUCGUAUACGGAGGUGAAUCCAGGGGAGGACGCUUUACUCAAGUGUCGGAUAUCAGAGAAGAGAGGUGUUUGUUCCUGGCAAAAAGAUAAUAAGCCCGUAGGCAUCUACCGUGGUAAAUAUGAGUGGGCAAACGAGAACAGUCCCGUCGGGGGAGACUGCUCGCUUUGGGUACGCGCUGCGACACUUCAGCUUGAUGAUGGUCAAUGGCAGUGUCAAGUUACUGCCAGUAAUUAUGACGUGCAGGACGCCUUAUCAAGUCCACCAGCUCCUUUAGCAGUUCGAGUGCCUCCACAGUCUCCGAGGAUCCUAUUCAACGGCUCCCACGUGCUACCAGGCCAAAAUAUCACAGUCCCAGCGGGGUCCAGGGCGACAGUCGUCUGUGAAGCCAGAUACGGCAAUCCACCUGCAUAUAUCGAGUGGUAUUUAGAAAAGGAACGCCUCACAGCUUGGAGUCAAACCAAUGCUUCAGAAGUGGAGCGACCUCGGGUUUGGGCGGCAAGAUCCGUGUUGGAACUCGGAGCGACGCGUUCGGCUCACGGCCGGACUUUGGCUUGUAGGGCGCAUCACCCUUCAUACCCGGCGCCGUACUACCGGGACUCCUACACGAUGCUGGAUGUCACUUAUGCUCCUGUGGUUUCCAUAAACGGCGCCGACGCGAGCACCCUGGCCAAUCUGGAGGAAGGUUCCAGUGCUCUAUCUCUGGAGUGCAGGGCCAACGGGAACCCUAGCCCUUACGUGUGGUGGACUAGGAACGGACAAGUCAUACCCACAAAUGGCCCAAAACUGAUCCUGGCUCCUAUAGUCAGGAAUCAUUCAGGUAUCUAUGGAUGCCAAGCCCGAAAUUCCGCCGGGACCUCCGACUCGGUGAAAAUUGAAAUUGAUGUUAAAUAUCCACCUCGGGUCACUUGGGUCGGGCCGGACACAGUGGUGGAAGCCAAUCUCUUCUCGCAAAUCACUUUGGAGUGCAAAGCCGAGGGGAACCCGCUACCUUCUUACCAGUGGUACCACAGCCCGGGGGGCGCGGCCCGCAUCAACGACGCGCAGGAGGAGGGCGUCCCCGUGUCCUCCACGCCGCAGCUGCAGCUGCACAACGUGUCGUACGCGCAGCACGGCCGCUACACCUGCGUCGCCUCCAACCGCAUCGGCCUUCAGGAUAGGAGGCACCAGUCGGAGGCGAUCCGCGUGAACGUGCUGGGUCCGCCGGUGGGGGAGGCGCGGGGGGCGGCGCACGCGUGGCGGGGGGCCGCCGUCCGCCUGCACGCCGCCCUGUGCGCCGACCCGCCGCCGCGCCGCGCCGUCUGGACCUGGGGCAGUCUGCGCCUCGACGUGCCCGGGGAACUAGGUCGUUUUAGUUCGCUGGAACCGUCUUCCGAGAACGGCUGCUACCGGUACACGCUGCUCGUGUCCAAUGUGGCGCCGGACGACGCCCGGGCCUACGUGCUGCGCGUCGAGAACGAGCGCGGCUCCUCCACGCACGCCGUGGCGCUCACGGUGCACGAUAAUUUUUCGCUAACAGAGACGUCGCACGCGGCCCCGCUCGCGGCCGCCGCGCUGGUCUCCGCGGCGCUGCUGGUGCUCGUGCUGUGCCUCGUCGUCAGGUGCAGGAGGAGGAGAGAAAGCGUCGAGUACAAGACUGAUGACUUAAAUAGCGAGAAGACCGUGCUCCCAGCGGACGCGGUGUACACGCCGCGCGUCCCUGCGAGCCCCCCCGUCCCCCCGAGCGUGGCGGGUCCCCCCGGCCCCCCGGGCGCGGCGGUCCCCCGAGCGGCGACGGGGGGCCGGUACUCCCCGGGCGCGCUGCAGGUCCGGCGCGCGGCCGUGGUGCUGCAGCCGCCCACCACCGUGUGAUCUGCACAGGCAGCACUUUCGUCGCUGGAAAAACAAGCCAAAGAUAACGUGUACGCGGUACUAGAUCCGCAUAUACAAUACGAAAUAACAAUAAACAAGCUCGGAGAACCGCCGAGGCAUU
This is a messenger RNA of Bombyx mandarina (wild silkworm), 2397 nucleotides long. RefSeq names its product kin of IRRE-like protein 1. Gene Ontology annotation, cellular component: cell-cell junction; plasma membrane. Gene Ontology annotation, biological process: cell-cell adhesion. NCBI's taxonomy places the organism in Eukaryota, Metazoa, Arthropoda, Insecta, Lepidoptera, Bombycidae. Gene Ontology annotation, molecular function: cell adhesion molecule binding. The record is from RefSeq and is a predicted model, not a curated record.